AUGGAGUCAAGGAAGGUCUCUUUGAGUGCUAAUGCUCUGAUUGGAGGCAAAUGGAGACUUGUACGAAAAAUAGGCGGUGGUUCAUUCGGUGAUAUAUAUCUUGGACAAAAUAUGUUAACUGGGGAUGAAGUUGCAAUUAAAUUAGAGCCUGUGACUGCCCGACAUCCUCAACUGCUUUACGAGAGCCGAAACUCAUCAGGAGUGCCGCGGGUUUAUUGGUUCGGACCUGACGGUGUAAGUAAUCGUUACAAAGCCAUGGUUAUGGAUUUACUCGGUCCAAGUCUUGAAGACUUAUUUACUUUUUGUGGACGUAGAUUUUCAGCAAAAACGGUGUUAACUCUAGCGGAACAGAUGUUGUGGCGCAUCGAAUGUGUUCAUUACAGAGGUCUUAUUCAUAGGGACAUCAAGCCUGACAACUUCUUGAUGGGGAUCGGUCCACACUGCAACAGAGUGUUCAUUGUAGAUUUUGGAUUAGCCAAAAGAUUCAGAGAUCAUAGAACGAAAUGCCAUAUUCCAUAUAGGGAUGAUAAGAAUUUAACGGGUACAGCACGUUAUGCUAGCAUAAAUGCACAUGCUGGUAUCGAACAAUCUAGACGUGAUGAUAUUGAAUCUCUUGGAUAUGUCUUUAUGUAUUUUCUCAGAGGACACCUUCCGUGGCAAGGACUAAAGGCAAAUACUAAAAAGCAAAAGUACGAACGUAUAUAUGAGAAGAAACUAGCUACGUCACUUGAAGCCCUAUGUGUUACGUCUGGCCGGUUGUGA
Schistosoma rodhaini is the source of this 762-nucleotide messenger RNA. The record is from the annotation of a GenBank genome assembly. Lineage: Eukaryota; Metazoa; Platyhelminthes; Trematoda; Strigeidida; Schistosomatidae.